AUAUGACAGCCGAUGCCAGCUGUUCAUUGUGUUUCUCUAAAAUGUUGUACUGUGAUGUUGUAAACCGUAGUAAACAAAGUUAAUUAAGUAUUUAAUUAUUAAAAAUGUGUGAUAGAUAUAAUGCAAUAGAAGAAAAGUUACGAAUAAACUGAAAUUAAGGAUGAAUUAAAUAGGAACUCGACUUAAUACAGUAUCGUACUAAAACUUAAUUUUAAACAUAAGUUCUGUGAUAUUUACUUUUGUGUAUAAUAUAAAGAAAAAUAAACCAAGUUAAUAUGGUUCGAAUUAGGUGGCUAACGCGGACAUCCCGUAUCGUUGCACUAUGUAGUUUUGCGAACUUUAUUAACAGUGCAGACCGAGUUAUAAUGCCCAUAGCAAUUGUACCGAUGACCAAAGUUUUUGGAUGGAAUUUACAUUUGCAAGGAUGGAUUCUUUCCGCGUUCGCCCUAGGCUAUUUCACUUCUCAAAUCAUAGGAAGUUUUUGGGCUUCAAAAUUGGGAGCCAAAAAUGUCUUAAUAUGUAGCGUUUUAUUAUGGAGCAUAGCCACAUUCAUCACACCGUUUUUAGCCAGUAGUGUGGCUUUAUUAAUAAUUUGUCGUAUUAUUCUAGGAUUUGCAGAGGGCUUAGGUCUUCCGACAAUUUUCCAUCUAUUCGCCAACAGCAUACCUGUAGAAGAACGUUCUAGAGCAUUCUCGUACUUACUAGCAUCCGGUUCGGUAGGCCAGACCGUAGCCUCAAUACUAUGCCCCCAUUUCGACUGGGAGGCUUGCUUCUUUUGGUUUGGUUCCUUCGGCUUCAUGUGGGUGUUCCUAUGGUUCUGUUUCUACCCAAGAGAAAUCUUCGGAUCGGAAGAAACCAUACCUUUACACAUGCCUAAAGUUAUUUCAAACAACACACACUGGGCCGAUUUCAUUUUAAGUAAACCUCUAUGGGCGAUAUAUACAGCUCACUUUGCUAUGAACUGGUCGUCCUAUAUAAUCAUGAACUGGCUUCCAACAUACAUGCAUACUUUUCUAGGAGCAAACGCUCACAGCUUAAGCUUGACAGCUGUGCCGUACAUUAUAAAUUCGUUAUUCGGUAUAAUAUCGGGUCAUGUAGCUGACGGACUUCUCCUAAAUAAAAGCUGGAGUAUUCUGAACGUAAGGAGACUUAUGACGUGUAUAGGACUGGUAGGGCCAGCUCUAUUUCUAGCUAUGUUUGGCGUAGUGGAACAUCUUUGGUUCGCGCUGAUUCUCGUGAGUAUAUCCAUGGGUUUAAGUGCCUGUAACUCGGCAGGGCAUCUAAGUAAUCACGUGGAUGUUGCACCUAAUCAUGCCGGGACUACGUUUGCUAUCAGCAAUACUAUAGCAACGAUUCCGGGGAUUCUUUGUGGUCAUGUUACAGCAAGUUUAGUAACGAUGUCCGAUGGGAAAUGGUUGGGAGUGUUUUUGGGAGCUACGUUCAUUAAUUUGACUGGAGCUUUUGUGUAUUUUACGAAUAGUGUAGCCACGCAGAUUUUGUAAAUAUAUAUACCUGUUGUAUAGAUGCAUAUAUUCGUAUUUCCCUGUAAUAUAAAUUAUUGUAAUAUGUGAAA
Messenger RNA from Sitophilus oryzae (rice weevil), 1573 nucleotides. RefSeq names its product sodium-dependent phosphate transport protein 1, chloroplastic-like. NCBI's taxonomy places the organism in Eukaryota, Metazoa, Arthropoda, Insecta, Coleoptera, Curculionidae. Bases 276 to 1502 code for a protein of 408 amino acids. The record is from RefSeq and is a predicted model, not a curated record. Gene Ontology annotation, biological process: transmembrane transport; monoatomic anion transport. The transcript has 3 exons. Gene Ontology annotation, molecular function: transmembrane transporter activity.